This is a messenger RNA of Sinocyclocheilus anshuiensis, 1956 nucleotides long. RefSeq names its product lysosome membrane protein 2-like. The coding region runs from base 313 to 1956 and encodes 547 amino acids. Lineage: Eukaryota; Metazoa; Chordata; Actinopteri; Cypriniformes; Cyprinidae. The record is from RefSeq and is a predicted model, not a curated record. Gene Ontology annotation, biological process: protein targeting to lysosome; receptor-mediated endocytosis. The transcript has 13 exons. Gene Ontology annotation, cellular component: lysosome; membrane; cytoplasm. Gene Ontology annotation, molecular function: scavenger receptor activity.
CUUGACUGGCUUAUUUGAAUCCAGUGAGGGAGGAGGACAAGACCUCCGAUCCUCUGCGUUUAGAGCCGAUAGUCUCUUAUCUCAGCAUCCGAGAAACACUCCCGCUAAUCGCACAUCACUGGGGUCGUGUGCGCCGACUUCCCAAAGAUAGAUAGAUAGAAGGGGGAAGCGAUUCUGGCUUCGAGACUAUCCGAAAAACGGAUAGUCUCGAGUAGAAGUUCGGAACAAGAGGAAAUACACAGAUAGAUAGAAAGAAAGAAUAGUAUUAUUAUUUUUUCCUCCUACAAAUCAGCCAGUUUAAAACAUCAAAAAAUGACUAGAAGAUCGUGUGCCAUUUACGCCACCGGAAUCGUGUGCGCUCAUUUGCUUAUUUUGGGAAUCGCCCUUCUGGUGGCUCAAGUCUUCCAAACAAUGAUUCAAGAACGGAUAAAAAAGGAGAUCACACUGGCUGAGAACAGUAGAGUAUUGGACGGCUGGAUAAAUCCACCACCACCUGUUUACAUGCAGUAUUUCUUCUUCAAUGUUACCAAUCCAGAUGAGUUUUUGGCUGGGAAGGAAAAGCCCAAAGUCACUCAAAUAGGACCAUAUACCUACAGGGAAUAUCGACCAAGGGAAAAUGUCACUUUCCUAGAGAAUGGGACGAAAAUCUUUGCCACAAAUCCCAAAAGCUUUGUGUUUCUCCGCGACAUGUCAGUGGGAGAUCCUGAGGUUGACCGUGUGACAACGGUUAACAUUCCAUUCAUUGCCGUGAUGAACGAGUUAAACUCCUACUCCUUCUUUCUGAGGUCUUUUGUGUCUAUGUGGAUGGGAUCCAUGGGCAUCGAGGUGUUUAUGAAUCGUACAGUACAUGAGGUCCUGUGGGGUUUUAAAGAUCCACUGCUGUCCAAACUCCACACCAUGAGACCAGAAGUGGAUGAGCAUUUCGGCCUUAUGUACAAUAAAAAUGGAACCCAUGAGGGUGAAUUUGUCUUCCACACUGGAGAGAAGAACUACAUGGACUACGGCAAGAUUGACACGUGGAAUGGCAUCAGUCAGAUGAACUGGUGGUCGUCUAACCAGAGCAACAUGAUCAAUGGUACGGAUGGCAGUGUCUUCCACACCUUCCUGUCCAGGAAAGAGCUCCUCUACAUCUUUGCUGCUGAUCUGUGCCGAUCCAUUCAUUUGGGUUACGUGGCUGACACAGAGGUGAAGGGCAUCCCUGCCUUCCGCUUCGCCCCGCCUUCAGAUGUGCUGGCUCCCCCAGAUGAGAACCCCAAUAACGCUGGCUUCUGCGUGCCUGCUGGGGAUUGUCUAGGAAAAGGAGUCCUCAAAGUCAGCGUCUGUCGGCAAGGUGCACCCAUUGUUGUGUCAUUCCCUCAUUUCUACCAAGCCGAUGAUAGGUACAUCAGUGCCAUUGAUGGAAUGAAUCCAAAUGAGGAAGAACAUGAAACGUACCUCGACAUCAACCCGACCACAGGGGUUCCCAUUCGUGCCUGUAAGAGAGCUCAGCUCAAUGUCAUACUGAAGAGAGUCCCUGGCUUUCCCAAAACAAAAUUCCUGAAUGAGACAAUUUUCCCCAUCAUGUAUGUCAACGAGACCGCAACUAUCGACGAUGAGUCUGCAGCCCAGAUGAGGACGCUUCUGCUGAUUGUAACGGUGGUUUCCAACUUCCCAGUCAUCAUUGUGGGACUGGGGGCCAUUUUACUUGUGAUCCUGAUCUUCCUCGUCUGCAGAAACCGCCAGAGAAAGAAUGAAGUAAAACGUAUUGAUUUUACUGAAGCUUUUCAUUCUUUUGCUAAAUGUGGCAGAGAUCUUCAGUCUGUCAAGCUGGACAGUCUUCAGUGUGUGAAGCAGGAGAGUCUGCAGUCUGCGAAGCUGGAGGAUUUGCGGUCUGUGAGCAUGCAGAAUCUGCAGUAUUUGAAGCUGGCGAAUCAGCAGUCUGUGAGGUUACACAUUGUGAAAUCAGUGGAGCUGUAG